GGCGCAGUGAUGCAAGUGCGUGUAAGGAGACGUGAGGACGCACGCAUGCGAAAGAGAAAGCGUAUAACUGCUAGUGGGCUGCUUUUAGAUUCUGAAAAUCACGUCAUAUUUUGCUUCCAUUGGGUUGGUCUCCUGAGCUUUUAAGCACCAUGCAGCGGAGGUCAAGAGGAAUUCAUCAAGGCCUGCUUUUACUUUUUUUUCAAAUCAUGCAGGUUGGGAUCACCAAUAUCCCCCCUGUCACUCUGGCAUGUUUAGGCCUCAACAUCUGGCUUUUCCUCAACCCCCUGAAGCCUUCCUAUGGGCUCUGCCUAAGUGUGGAAUCGUGUUAUGAGAAAAAAGAUUGGCAGCGCCUGCUGCUUUCUCCUUUCCACCAUGGAGAUGACUGGCAUUUGUAUUUCAACAUGGUGUCCAUGCUAUGGAAAGGACUAACACUGGAAAGAAGACUGGGAAGUAUUUGGUUUGCCUACCUUAUCGCGGUCUUCUCCUUGCUCACUGGUGUGGUAUACUUGGCAUUGGAAUAUACUGUUGCGGAACUUCUAGAUCAACCUGCCUUCAAGUUAUAUUGUGCUAUCGGUUUCUCAGGAGUCCUGUUUGCCUUGAAGGUUCUAAACAACAGUUAUAACCCCGGAGGACACACAAAUGUUAUGGGCAUGUACAUACCCAACAAGUAUGCCUGUUGGGUAGAACUGGUGAUUAUUCAUUUGCUCUCCUCAAACGCUUCCUUUGCUGGGCAUCUGGCUGGGAUUAUCGUCGGACUGGUGUACACUCUGGGGCCUCUGAAGAGGAUCAUGGAAGCAUGUGCAGGCAUAUUUUCCUUCAAUACCCAUUACCCAAGAGAGCAAUAUUACUUUAAUGAUGCAGGCUAUAGCAGAUAUCAAGAGGACAUAUUCGACAGACAGCCUUACCAAGAAGUCCCAAGGAACUAUGACAUCUAUACCGCAGGGCUUACCGAAGAGGAACAGCUGGAAAGAGCUCUCAGAAACAGCCUCCGUGACCGAGUUGGAGUUAACAGUGGUCCCCCACCCUAUGGAUUCAGUCUUCCUCCAGAAGAUGAAAUGAGAACGCAAAGACUCAAGAGAUUUGACCGUCGCUGAAAUUACCCAGCAUCUUGUGAAUCAUCGGUCCAGUUUCCCAAGUGUUAACCACCAGAUUCAUUCCAGAAGCCUCCGGUUUGCUCUGAGGAAAACCAAAGCACUCUCCUUGAAGCACUCCUCCAACCUGAGUGACUCAUUCAACAGACCUCGCAAGUUGGGAGUCACGUGCCCCACUGGCAAUUUUGUGGAAAGGGCCUCCCCUGUGACAAGAGCACCACCUUUCCUGUUGGAUGUCCCCACGGCCACCGUGGAAGGCUCUUGGAGUUUGGGACCUUCCAUGCCAAAUUUUGUUUUCUCCCAUUCAGGAAGACCAUUGCCUCAUUCUGGAUGGUGGAUCUGCUCUUAGAAGUGGCCAGACGUGUGGCUCCCUCCUCAUCUUCCCGAUAGGCCACCUUAGUGACUCUGGUGGAACUUCCUUGACUGCACACCUCACGUUCUCUCCAGGCGUCUUUGGGUGGGUGUGAUGUUCACAUUUUAGUUCCUUUGUGUGUGUGUUGCUAUUGUUUAAACAACACAUUUCAUUGAAAAGAUCUCAGGAAGAACUUGGGGACAGAGAUACACAUUUUAACCAUUAUGAGACACCAGCAUUUUGUAUCUGUCAGCUUUGCCUCAAGUAUAUAAAUCUGUGUAAGUUAUCUGACUGCCCUCAGGGAACUCGGAGUUGAAAAUUCCUUUCUAGAGCAAGUGAUAUCUUGUAAAAUUAAAAGACUCCCGAUUUGGUCACCAAAACAAGCUCCAUAUUCAGUUGUCUUGACUCGACGCCCCCAGCAGCUAUCUGUCAGUUAGCGUCAUCACCAUUUUUAAGCUGCCCUUGUGCUAAUGCCAUCAGCUGCCUCAAAGACAAAGUCAGAGUAGCACUGAUGUGUUCUUAGAGUUGGUCUUAGUAAAAGUUGGAAGCAGGUAUCUCCAAAGAGAAUUUUCCCAAUUUGGUUUUAAUCAUGGGUUCUCAAGACUAGACACACUGAAGAAGUAAUUGCCAAUUAGUGUGAUGUAUGUGCCCCAGGAGUACCUGACUGUGAUGGUAAGAGGUAAGGAGGCAUGGUAGAUGUCCAGUAGGGCUUGGAGACAGGAAGACCGGGGAUUGAAUCCUGCCUGUGAUCCUCUUAGAUUUCAGUAGGAUGAAUGCUCCCACUGUGGAACGUAAGCUCCUGGAGGGCAAAAACUGUCUUUUUUUUUUUUACUUUUCAUCCCUCAGUGCCUUCCACGGUGCCUGGCACAUAGUUGGUUUUUAACAAAUGUUUGUUAAACGAACGAAUGAUAUCAAGUAGACGUAUGAACAUGGACAACUCACUGACCCCCUCUAACUCGUUUCCAUUUCUGUAAAAUGGCAAUACCUUUAGUAACUACCUCACAGGGCUGUUGUGAGGUUAAAAUGAUGCUUAUAAAGCAUUUUGUAAGCCUUACCGUACUAUUUAGAUUUCUAUUAUUAUUCUAAUCUCUGACAGAUCAAUAGAUGAUCCGUUGAGCUCCUUUAUCAUAUAUAUGUACAUUUGUAUGCGUGCAUAUUUGCUCACAAUAUUAGUUAUGUUGUGCCUUAGUCAGCUUCAUAUAAUCUUUUCAGCUGAGAAAAGGAGUCUAAUCACUGUGUUGCAGAAUUGGGGGAUGAAUGACUGCUUCUUUCCUUCCACUGAAAAUAUUUGUUGUUUAACACAGUAACGUUACUAAUGGACAAGGAUGCAAGGCCAGAAUUUUUGAAAAUAAGAAAUGUAGCAUUGGAGGGGAAUGCCUCACUGGGGAAGCAGAGGAUAACCAAUCACCAAGAUCACCUCUUCUCCCCAAAUGAAAACAAGUGUAGGACAACAAUGUUGACCACCAUGAUGUGCUUUGUUUUGACCUUCUCAAGGAAGCCAUCUUUUAAAAAUCAUUGUAGCUAUUUUGUUAAACCAGAAGGCCUUUCUCGUGCUAAGGCAUAUGAUUUUUUUAUAUUCUUUUGUUCCCCCCGGAACUCUGGGUUAGGAGAGAAUGUGUGGCCAGCACUAUGAUGUGGGCACCAUGGGAGCCUUAGAAGAUUAACUUUCCCAACAUGGCAGCCCCACAGACUUGGUCCAUUAUUUGGAGGUGGUAUUUGAGUUCUGUCUGAUUCCUACGCUGUUGUUUAGUAGUUCCAUUUUGACUUGGAGUCCCUCUAAUUGCACCUGCUUUUACUUCUGUUUUCCUUGGGAUUUUAGAACUAGUUUUACAAUGGCAAUAUUUACUUAUAAUGACUUGGAGUAUUCCACGUGCAACCAAGGCCAAAGGGAUAUAUGCACCUUUUUUAUUCUUUUUUUUUCUUUCUCAACAGUGGCUCCUCUUUUUGAACACAGGCUGGUGCUGGCACCAUGCUAAGUAGUCUGUGACCAAAGGUGGAUGUUUCUGUGUUGGUCAGUGGCAUUUCUUGUGUUUGUUUCCAGCAUCCACCAAAGCAAGUGCCUUGAGGGUUAAUAGCAUAACCCCAGCAGAUCAACAAAGAGGUUAUCAUAGGCUUGGCCUUUCUGCCCCUACUCUUGGUUUCCUGGGAGAGCUUUUUAAAUAUUAUAGGAAAGGUUAGCCAGUACUUUCGAUUUAGGCCCUGAAUAUGCUGCCUUUGCAAUGGCCUUCGUAGUCAUCCUUUCCUUUCCGUGCCAUCACUCAGGUCAAGCCUUAUAACUCACACCUGGACUAUCGAAGUCCCAUGCUCCCCUCCCCCAUUGUUCUCCUUUUUCAUCCUAGAACAUUGCCCAUCAUGUCACUGUGCUGCCCUCAAAACCUUAACAACUUCCCAUUAUUUGGAAAGACAGGUCAGGGCCGGAUUGUAUUUGACUGAGAAGCCUGGACUUUCUCCUAGAGAAUGUAUAUGCAUAUACACACAUAUACAUUUCAUACACACACACACACACACACCCUAUCUAAUUCAUUCUCCAUUGAAUGGGACAUGAGCACACUCCACUCCUUCUCCACCUUCUCCGUCCCCCCUCUCGGCUUUCUUUUUAUACUGUUCAUUCCAGUUAGUCUGUCCUCUCCUUUCCUCAAUAUGUAUUGAUAUCAUAAUUGUUCUUUGAAGUCCAGCUCAGCCUCACCCUUUACACCUUCUACCUACCUACCACCCACAGUGCACUCUCCCUUCCCUAACCCCACAUCAAACGUUUUUUAAAAAGCCUAUAUUAUUCACUUGACACUUGUCAUACAUGGCCUUAUAGCACUGAUUUCCUAUGUUGCUGUGCCCUGUCUCCCUGUCUAGAUUGUAAGCUCCUUGAGGGCAGGGACUGUCUUAGACUUCCUUUUGUCCUCCAGCGUGCAGCCAAUAGAGGUUCAUUAAAUGUCUGUGAAUAGAAACGAAAACACUUGGUUUUACAGUCACCAAAAGGAUGAAUAAAAGCAAGUGAACCCAGUU
This is a messenger RNA of Vombatus ursinus (common wombat), 4443 nucleotides long. RefSeq names its product rhomboid domain containing 1 (gene RHBDD1). Lineage: Eukaryota; Metazoa; Chordata; Mammalia; Diprotodontia; Vombatidae. The record is from RefSeq and is a predicted model, not a curated record. Gene Ontology annotation, molecular function: serine-type endopeptidase activity. The transcript is spliced from 7 exons. The coding region runs from base 150 to 1094 and encodes 314 amino acids. Gene Ontology annotation, cellular component: membrane.